This is a messenger RNA of Homarus americanus (American lobster), 2655 nucleotides long. Its product is annotated as probable glutamate receptor. Gene Ontology annotation, cellular component: membrane. Gene Ontology annotation, biological process: monoatomic ion transport. Gene Ontology annotation, molecular function: glutamate-gated receptor activity. The record is from RefSeq and is a predicted model, not a curated record. Lineage: Eukaryota; Metazoa; Arthropoda; Malacostraca; Decapoda; Nephropidae. The coding region runs from base 396 to 2357 and encodes 653 amino acids. The transcript is spliced from 14 exons.
CCUCCAUAAUCUUGUAAAGAUUACUAUCUACGGUGAUUGGUUGUCAAAUGGUGUAACUGAAACGUGAUUAGUAAGAUUGCUACUCAACAUUUUUCUUCGAAUAAUGGAUUUAAUUGAUAAACAAAACUAUUUACAUAAACACCCUGAUCGACCUGUACCAAUCCCCUCCCAUUAGUGGAUGAAGUAUCAGCUUGACGAAUAGCAUUAAAGGUUACUUUGGCGUCAGCCAAUCGGCAGCAAACUGAGAUUGUAGCCGCUGCUUCGCGUGUUAGAUAACCCGGGGUGAUGUCUCCUGAUGCACAUCAGUCAAAAUCUGCUCCUCUCUCUUUGAACAAGUCUCUCCUGGGUCUGCAUCCCAUCGUCUCUAAUACCGAUUCUGAGACGGUGGAAUAAAAAUGUUAAAAAUUUUAUCAUCACGGAUCGUCUUCCUCGUGGUCUUAGUUAAAUUUGGUCUGGCAAAACUUCCACACUUGCAUGUUAGUGCCCAAGACACACUAACGUCAGCGAGAGAAGCGGUGAAGGCUGUUUUGGCACCAGAGACAUAUUCCACAUGCUCCGUCUUUCUAUUCCAUGACGGUACCAUCUCUAGUUCCUCUGCCUUCAUGAUGUUAAGACAGCUCCGAGCCUCUGGUGGGGUGGGGAUGUUCCAGGUACCUGUGCACAACCAAGAAUUAAACGUUUCGCUUGUUCAGCUUAACAGAGCGGUAGCUGACGCUCGCCAGCUGCUACAGGUGUCAUGGUGCGUGACGGUGGUGGUGGUGAGCGACGACCCAGUCUUCCUCACCGCCUUCGCCGAGUGGUCCCUGAAGGGCCGCCUCCUUGUGUGGUCGACGAGGCUCCUCGUCGUCACCCUCCUGCCCCUCCCAGAGCUCCAACACCUACACAAAACCUUCUCUAUGACCAAUUCCAUGUUGCUCGUCGUGGACGACACAAUAUCUCGAAGGUGUAAACUAUAUGUGCAUGUGCCCUACAGUCCAGGGGAAGGUGAGGUUAUUCAUCUUGCUUCCUGGACAAGACAAAGGGGCCUGUGUCUUAACACUCGAUUCCCGCUGUUUCCUGAAAAAUUUUCAAUAUUUAUUCGCAGACCAACACUUAAACUGGUGAUGGUGGGAGGUAUACUAAACCGACAGGUGACGAAGGACGAUCCAGAGGCUCCAGGAAGAAAGAGGCUUUGGUUUACCGGACUUGAUGUUACAAUGCUGGAACACAUCGCCACUGCAUUAAAUAUGUCGUACACGUUCGUGACGCCUCCUGAUAGGUCCCUAGGAACCCUGAGGGAAGAUGGAACCUGGUCCGGGAUGGUGGGGAUGGUGGCAAGAAAGGAGGUGGAUCUUAGCCCACAGCUUUUCGGAGUGAGUGUUAGCCGCGCCGAGGUGGUGAGUUUUACAUACCCAAUCCAGACAUUCAGCCUUAGGAUCUUGGCGAGUAGGGGUAAGGCACAAGUGGACACGUGGGGCUUCCUACUGCCCUUCGACCCUCUAGUGUGGAUGGCCAUCCUCGUGUCGUUCUUGGCGACGCCUGCGGCAGCAUUCAUUGCAACGUCCUGGCUCUCUGCUAAGACGACUCGUCAGAAUAACAAUACUACACAUAUUUUCGUCUUCUUUCGCGUAUUGUUUCAGCAAGAUAUCUCAGUAGCAACAGUCUGGUGGUGGCACCGGAUAGUACUGGCGGUGUGGAUAUUGAUGACGCUGGUGUUAACACGGAGCUACGCCGGCAACCUCAUGGCCCUCCUGGCCGUAAGACACAUUCCUCAACCUUACCAGAGCCUCCGGGACGUGCUGGAUGACCCGUCAGUCAACAUGAUGUGGGAGGCCAACACAAAAUUUAUAAAAUAUUUUAGAUCUGUGGAAUCAGGAAUCUUCUUUGAGGUCGCAGAGUCAGAGAAGAAAGGACAUAUAAUAUACAGUGUGCCCUCACAAUUCCAGAAUAACAUUGACACUCAGGUCAGACCUGGCAGCCAUGUCUUUGUAGCAGAAGACGCUUUACAUAAAAUAAUCAUGAACCACGACUUCUCACAAAAAGGGCGAUGUGACUUUUAUCUCUCUAGGGAAACGUUCCUCUCCUCAAAGUAUGCUAUGAUUGGUCAGAAGGACAGUCCCCUGAUUCCAGCAUGGAGCAAAAGACACAGGCAGAUAUUUGAGAGCGGGCUGAAGGAAUAUUGGUUGAAAAUAUUUUUCCGCAACAUAACUGCCUGUGUGCACGCCCCGACCAGGACCACCAUCACCUCGUCCAUCUUUCUGAAUAACGUUUUGGGAAUGUUUGUAAUUCUUGUCGGAGGAGAAGCCCUCGGACUUUUCGUAUUAGCUUGUGAGAUCGUCCUCGCCAGGAUUCGCCCGUUUUUUAACUCUGUCGAAUAACCAAAUAACUGUUUAACCUUAUGCAUCCGCCCCCUUGCCCUCAUAAUAAUGACUAAAUCCUUCAGCAAUAACAAUUGUAUUUGACUAAAAAUCUCAUUAAUUAUUUUUCUCGCUUUUAAUAAAAUUAUUAAAUAACACAGGAGGCGGUAAACAUGGAACUUACCACUAAUUGCAUUAGUUAGUUUCGUUUAUGUGUGUCAUUAGAGGUUACACAGCUUAAACUCCAUAAUAAAUGUACUGUAGAACUUGUUGAAGAAUUCGGUCAACAUAGACUGUAUCUUUUGUGACAUAAUAAAAA